CAGCACGACGUUGCUGCUGAAGCUCCCGCUGCUCCUGCCGAAUCGGAAUCCGAACCUUCUGCUCCUGCCGCCGUUUCUGUUGCUGAGCAACCAGAAACUGAACAGGCUUCCAUUGAAAACCCAACUGAGCAGAAGACCAUUGCUGAGCAAAACCAGGUUCAAGUCCAAGCUCCCAAUGCUGAACCUGCGCCAGCCCCAGCCAGUGCUCUCGAAGGAGGACGUGAGGUGUCCAAGAAGAUCUUGUAUGUUGGAGGCUUGCACAAGUCUGUUACUGACGACAUGUUGAAGGACUUGUUCUCUGUAGCAGGCGGUAUCAAGUCGGUGAAGAUCUUGAAUGAUAAGAAUAAGCCUGGAUUCAACUAUGCCUUCAUUGAAUUUGACACUAAUCAGGCUGCUGAUAUGGCUUUGCAUACAUUGAAUGGCCGUAUCAUCAACAAUUCUGAGAUCAAGAUAAAUUGGGCUUUCCAAUCUUCGACGAUCAACACGGCUGCUCACCCUGACGAACCUACUUUUAACAUUUUUGUCGGAGAUUUAUCGCCGGAAGUUGACGACGAAACGUUGACAAGGGCCUUUUCCAAGUUCCAGACGUUGAAGCAGGCCCAUGUUAUGUGGGACAUGCAAACGUCAAGAUCCCGUGGCUAUGGGUUUGUAACUUUUGGAACGCAGGCCGAUGCCGAGUUAGCCUUACAGACCAUGAACGGUGAGUGGAUUAACGGUAGAGCCAUCAGAUGUAACUGGGCUUCUCACAAGCAGAUGAACGGUAACAACGGAGGCAACUACCGUAACAACCGUCAUCUCCAUCACCACAAUAAUAACAAUAAUAACAAUAGUAACCGUGGCCAGUUUAGACCAUUCAACACCAACGGCAUACCUCAACAGCAGAUGGGCAAUGCCAACGGAGGUUUGAGCAACGGCCAGUUCCAGCCGCAGGGAGGUAUUCCACAAAACUUACAGCCUAAUGCUCCUGGCGGAGCUAACGGUAGCGGCGCUUCUGGUCAAGCCAAUAUCCCCGUAAUGUCUCCCCAAUCGUACGACAUUGUUUUGAGACAGACUCCCUCUUGGCAAACCACAGUGUAUUUGGGUAAUAUCGCCCAUUUCACCCAGCAGAACGAGUUGAUUCCAUUAUUACAAAACUUUGGCUUCAUUGUAGAUUUCAAGUUCCAUCCGGAAAGAGGUUGCGCCUUUGUUAAGUACGACUCGCAUGAACGUGCCGCUUUGGCCAUUGUGCAAUUGGCUGGUUUCACCGUCAAUGGCAGACCGUUGAAGUGUGGCUGGGGGAAGGAUAGACCUCCUAUGGGCCAGUUCCAGAACUUCGGCCGCGGCGUACCUCCUCCUCCAAUGUAUGGUCAGGGAAGACCAUAA
Scheffersomyces stipitis CBS 6054 is the source of this 1362-nucleotide messenger RNA. RefSeq lists its product as uncharacterized. The record is from RefSeq and is a predicted model, not a curated record. Lineage: Eukaryota; Fungi; Ascomycota; Pichiomycetes; Serinales; Debaryomycetaceae. Gene Ontology annotation, biological process: regulation of mRNA stability; cytoplasmic stress granule assembly; nuclear-transcribed mRNA catabolic process, nonsense-mediated decay. Gene Ontology annotation, cellular component: cytoplasmic stress granule. The transcript is spliced from 3 exons. Gene Ontology annotation, molecular function: mRNA binding. The annotation marks the transcript as partial.